This is a messenger RNA of Tricharina praecox, 930 nucleotides long. RefSeq lists its product as uncharacterized. Bases 307 to 930 code for a protein of 207 amino acids. The record is from RefSeq and is a predicted model, not a curated record. The transcript is spliced from 2 exons. Lineage: Eukaryota; Fungi; Ascomycota; Pezizomycetes; Pezizales; Pyronemataceae.
UGCAAGACAGAAUUACUGUGACAAUUCCUGAAGUCCUAGUACCAUAGUAGACGCAAGUACCGAACAAACGCCCGCUAUUACCAUAGCCGCAGGCACCCAUAGGUAGAGUACAUAUCCAGCCCAGAAACCUCGAGGACCAAGAUCUCAGGAUCUCACUCAGACUUCGUACAACCACCCCGCACGACACGCUAACCGCCUCAACUGUCCGCGUCCUGUCCGCGCCCUGACGCCAACCACAACACAGUACUCCCACCAAUACCCAGCAGCGACCGCCGACACUCCGCAAAGCCAAACAACAACAGCACCAUGUCCAUCUCCCGCCGCAUUUCGAUCCGCUGGCUACCCGCCCCCGCCUCCGAGCCCACGAGCACACUAGUCCUAACCUCCCCGGCUCGGCGGUUUAUCGACAUCCGCCUUACUCCUCCCACGCCCUCCCCCUCUCACCCGCAGUCCCUAUACUGGGGCUUCACCGGUCUGUCCUCGAACCCCACACCCACCAGCGGACGAUGGACGCACGAAGUCGACUCCCGCGGGGUGUCGGGAUUCGACGAGGGCUCUCUCUCGACACUUCCGAAUGGGGACGUAUUGGAGAACGGGUCGAUGGUCGAUUUCGACGACGCAGAUGCGGGGGCGAAGGCUUACGAAGAGGUUUGGCGGGACGAGGAGUCCGCGACAGUGGUGGUGCUUGAAGAGGUCGAUGGAGCCGGCGGUAGGGUCGUGCGCGUCGGCGAGUGGUGUCAUGGACUCAUUGCGAGGGAUAAGGCGGUGCAUGUGGAGCGCUGGAGGGAUGGGGUGUGUGUCUUCCGGAGUGCCGGGACCCUGGCGAGAGAGAUUGUCCCGCCUGAUGUGUGGAAACAUGAGGAGCUCGCAAUGGGAAGGGUCCUGCAGCAUGCGGAUGUGGUCUGGAAGGUUGUCGAACUGCAUUUGUAA